Eucalyptus grandis is the source of this 1224-nucleotide messenger RNA. RefSeq names its product death-associated protein kinase dapk-1-like. Bases 1 to 1224 code for a protein of 407 amino acids. Lineage: Eukaryota; Viridiplantae; Streptophyta; Magnoliopsida; Myrtales; Myrtaceae. The record is from RefSeq and is a predicted model, not a curated record. Gene Ontology annotation, molecular function: protein binding. The transcript is spliced from 2 exons.
AUGGACGUAAAGGUAUCUAUAGGAGAGGAGCAACAAGAUCCAGCAAAAGUGUAUGCAGCUGCUAAAAAUCUGGCCGAUGUCAUCAAAGGCGCCAAUGUCGAAGAUAUCAUUUCCGCGAUCGAAACACUUGCCUGUCAAGCUGAUUCGUCUGCCGUUUUCAAUUUCCGGAGGCUGUCGAGGGGUUCGCUACUCCACAUUGCAGCAGCCACCGGCAAGAGCAACAUCCUGAGGCUCCUGCUUGAUCGUGUCGAUGCCUACCUCAUAGCCGCCCAAGAUGAUUGGGGGAAUACCCCUCUCCACAUCGCCACUAAGGCCAAGGCAUUUGGAGUCGUCGCUAUGCCGAUUCGCCAUGCAAGAGACCUCCCCGACGUGGAUGACAAGAACUGGAUCCUGAGGAUGAAGAACAAUCAUGGAAACACCGCUUUGCACGAGGCCGUGCUUACAUGUGACGUUGACUUGGUGAGGCAUCUGUUGAACGAAAAUUCGGAGCUCGUGUGCUUGGCGAACGCGGAUCAGAAAUCUCCCCUGUACCUGGCCAUUGACACCUGCGACCCCCAGAUAUUUCAGGUUUUACUUUCGCCCUCGCUCGACCCAUCAAGAAUAGAAGGCUUGCCGCCCGUUCAUUGCGCCGUUGCAUGUAAACAAUAUGGUUCACUUCGUGAGAUACUCAAAAAGGAUGUGAAGCUUUUCGCAAUGAGAGACCCUGGAGAAGGUAAUGUAUUCCAUUUAGCAGCUUUUUGGAAUGUGCCCCAAGUAUUCGACCUCUUACGACCAGAAACCGAAUAUUUGGCUCGAGAACGGGACAAAAAUGGGGAUCUUCCCAUUCAUAUUGCCAGCAAGGAGGGUCGUGUUGCACUAAUCGAGAAGCUACUUCCGGUAUCACUUUGCGUAAAUCGGCAAGGACAAACCAUUCUUCAUGUGGCGGCAAAAUAUGGGAAAGAAAAAGUAGUGAAAUAUAUACUCAGACAUCCCGAUUUGGGGGAGAUGAUAAAUGAAAGAGAUCAUGAUGGAAAUACACCUUCACACUUGGCAGCGAAGGAGAUUCAACCUGCCGCUUUGGUUCAUCUUGUGCUGGAUAAAAGAAUGAACCCCUCCCUUGUCAACCACGAGUACUUGGCUGCUGUCGACCUCACUACUAGCAAGUUCUUUCGACCUCGCUCGCCAGCGACGUUACGAAGGGUAGGUAACAUGAACAGUCACUAUUUUAUUCAUCAACUUACUUGA